Eruca vesicaria subsp. sativa (arugula) is the source of this 3406-nucleotide messenger RNA. The record is from the annotation of a GenBank genome assembly. NCBI's taxonomy places the organism in Eukaryota, Viridiplantae, Streptophyta, Magnoliopsida, Brassicales, Brassicaceae.
AUUUUCCUAAAACUUUCGUCCAAAAAAAAAAAAACAAACUCCUAAAACAAAAAAGAGAAGGGAGCAAAAGAAAAAGUCACACACAAAAUCACAAUCGAAACCUCCUCACCAGAUCUCAAACGAUUAGCUCAACCGAUCAUCAUCAGAUAAUCAGCAUCGAAUCAUGUCGAGCGACGACGAAGACGAGCUUCUCCAAAUGGCGUUGAAGGAGCAAUCCCAGAGAGAUCUCACCUACCAGAAACCUCCUUCCUCCUCUUCCCGCAAGCCCGUCGCGAAUCUAGUGCAGCAGCCACGUCAGCAGAAGCCCGCUCCUCCGAAGAAGCCCGCCGCUUCCGCUAGGAAGCCUUCGAUGGAUGACGACGAUGAAUCGGAGGUGGAAUUGCUGAGCAUUUCGAGCGGGGACGAUGAUUUGGAGAGGGAGCGGGAGACACGUGGCGGUAUGGGGAAAGGGAGAGGCAGCGAUGUGAAGGAGAGAGGAGGGAGAGCGAGGAAGGAGGAUGAUGGAGCUUGGGAUGGUGAGGAGCCUGAUUGUUGGAAACGAGUUAAUGAAGCUGAGCUUGCACGUAGGGUUCGUGAUAUGCGGGAAUCAAGAACGGCACCCGUGGUUCAGAAACUGGAGGAUAAGUCACCUGCACCUGGCAAGAAAGUGGUUCUGACUAGUUUGCAGUCACUUCCUCGAGGGAUGGAAUGCAUUGAUCCACUGAAAUUAGGGAUCAUAGACAACAAGACACUGAGAUUAAUAACUGAGAGGUCAGGCAGCCCAUCAAAAUCUGAGAAAGUGGAUAACACACUUCGGGAAAAAUUGGUUUACUUCUCUGAUAAUUUCGAUCCGAAGCUGUUUCUUUCUCGCAUCCACCAGCACACAAGUGCAGCAGAUUUGGAGGCUGGUGCCCUUGGCCUGAAAAGUGACUUAAAGGGUCGAAAUUUGCAAAAGAAACAAUUGGUGAAAGACAAUUUUGACUGCUUCGUCUCAUGUAAAACAACAAUUGAUGAUAUUGAGGCAAAACUGAAGCGGAUUGAAUCAGAUCCAGAAGGGUCAGGAACUACUCAUCUGUUCAAUUGUAUGAAAAGUGUGACAUCAAGGGCCAAUCUUGCAUUUGAACCUCUUUUUGAGAGACAGGCUCAAGCUGAGAAAAUCAGGUCUGUACAAGGAAUGCUUCAGAGGUUCCGGACACUCUUCAACUUACCCAGUAUCAUUCGUAACAGUAUUAGCAAGGGUGAAUAUGAUUUGGCUGUUCGAGAAUACAAGAAAGCGAAAUCUAUUGCUCUACCUUCUCACGUAAAUAUACUCAAGCGUGUACUCGAGGAGGUUGAGAAAAUUAUGCUGGAAUUUAAAGGCACUCUUUACAAGUCUAUGGAAGAUCCAAAGAUAGACUUCACAAGUCUGGAAAACACUGUGAGGCUUUUGCUAGAGCUGGAACCCGAAUCGGAUCCUGUGUGGCAUUAUCUGAAUGUUGAGAAUCAUAGAAUACACGGCUUGCUUGAGAAGUGCACGUAUGAUCAUGAAGCAAGGGUGGAAAUUUUGCGGAAUGAGACUCAUGAGAGAGCUAUCUCGGAUGCGAAGUGGCAACAGAUUCAGCAAAAUGUCGUUCCAUAUUCAGAUGCUGCCUCUUCUAAUGAAAAUAAUGAAGUUCAAGUUGACCCACAAUCGUUGGAGUUUCCCAGCGAAGAGAUCGAUGCAUUGAAGGGGAGAUACAUCAAAAGGUUGACUGCUGUGCUUGUGCAUCAUAUUCCUUUGUUUUGGAAAACAGCUAUAUCAGUUUUCAGUGGAAAAUUUGCCAAGUCCUCCCAAGUUACCGAUAAUUCAGCGAAUAAGGCCGAGGAGAAAGUCACAGAGGCAAGGUAUUCAACUCAUUCUUUGGAAGAAGUUGCUGCCAUGAUACGCAAGACUAUAUCUGUCUAUGAAGCAAAGGUGGUUCACAGCACAUUUUGUGAUUUUGAUGAAUCAUGCAUUCUCCGCCCAUUUAUGAGUGAUGCCAUUAACGAAGUAUCAAAAGCAUGUCAAUCUUUUGAAGCCAAAGAUUCAGCGCCCCACAGUGCUGUUGUCGCACUAAGAAAAGUCCAGGCGGAAAUCACUAAGAUUUAUAUCCAAAGGCUUUGCUCUUGGAUGAGGGCAUCCACGGAAGGAAUAUCAAAAGAGGAGACGUGGAUCCCCGUUUCUAUUCUUGAAAGGAAUAGAUCUCCAUAUGCCAUCUCAUACUUGCCUCUUGCAUUCCGUUCGGUUAUUGUCUCUGGGAUGGAACAAAUCAAUAUGAUGAUUUUGUCUGUGAAAGGUGAAGCUGCCAAAUCAGAAGAUAUGUUUGCCCAAAUUGAGGAAAUCCUGAUAUCUGUUAGAAUGGCUUUUUUGAACUGCUUUCUGGAUUUUGCUGCUCACCUGGAGCAGAUUGCUGCUGAUCUUUCCCAAAGCACUUCAACACGAGAGGACUGGAAAAACGGAUAUUCUGAUGAUCAACAGGAAGUAUCAUCAGCCACCACCUACGGAAGUGUUGUCGAUCCUCACAGGAGGUUGUUGAUGGUCCUAAGUAAUAUAGGUUAUUGCAAAGAUGAACUUGCUUCAGAGCUUUACAACAAGUUCAAAUACACCUGGUUGCAGUCUAGGGACAAUGAUGAAGACAUCAGCGAUCUUCAAGAUCUCGUUAUGUCUUUCUCUGGUCUCGGAGAGAAGGUUCUCGAGCAUUACACUUUUGCUAAGGCAAAUUUGAUAAGAACAGCUGCCACCAAUUAUUUGCUGGACUCUGGUAUUCAAUGGGGAUCAGCGCCUCAAGUGAAAGGUAUACGAGAUGCGGCUGUUGAGCUAUUGCACACUCUUGUAGCUGUCCAUGCAGAGGUCUUUGCGGGUGCAAAACCACUGCUGGAAAAAAUUCUUGGCGUUCUGAUCGAAGGUCUAGUCGACACUUUUCUCAGUCUUGUGGAAGAAAACAGAGCAGAUUACCUGAGUUCAAUUGAUGCAAAUGGUUUCUGCCAACUGAUGUUUGAGCUUGAAUACUUUGAGACGGUACUGAACCUAUAUUUUACAAGCGAUGCAACCGCGUCUCUUAAAACUCUACAAGGAACCGUGCUGGAGAUUGCUAUAGAGAGCAUCAGUGAAGCAGUUGAGACCACUCCAGGACAUAACCGUAGACCAACUCGUGGCAGCGAAGACACAGUUUCAGAUGACAGACAAGGAUCAUCUGUUUCAGCAGAUGACCUCCUCGCUCUGACGAAGCAGUAUUCAAGCGAAUUGCUACAAACAGAAAUGGAGAGAACUCGUCUGAACACAGCAUGCUUUGCAGAGUCAGUUCCAGUAGAGCCAACGCCUCCAUUACCCAAAACUGGUUACAAAGUCUCGAUGGAUUCUCCAAGCAGAAACUACAGAGGCUCACAGUCAUCAGGUUCUCCGGUUCAUGCCCGACCCAGACGAAGAUAA